AUGCAGUUGGAAAAAGUUGAUCACUGCUUUCCACAACUCAACUUCUCCUGCAGGAAGCCAGAGCCUCCUCACUCUGGCGCUGUACUUAUUUAUAUUCUGCUGGCCUUCAUCUCUCUGCUCACUGCAGUUCUCAACCUGCUGGUCAUCAUAUCUAUCUCACACUUCAGGCAGCUCCACACCCCCACCAACCUCCUCCUCCUCUCUCUGGCUGUCUCAGAUUUUCUUGUGGGCCUCGUGGUUAUGCCAGUAGAAAUCCUCCUGACAAAGACCUGCUGGAUCCUGGGUGACCUCAUGUGUGUGCUGUAUUACAUGUUACCUGGUAUCUUAAUUACUGCCUCCACAGGAAACAUUGUGCUCAUUUCUGUUGACCGCUAUGUGGCAAUUUGUGACCCACUUCAUUACCCCACCAAGAUCACUCUAAAAGUUGCUACAAUAUGUCUUUUACUGUGUUGGAUUUAUUCUUUUGUCUAUAUCAUUAUUAUUAUGAAUGAUAACCUGAAGCAGCCAGGCAGGUAUAUUUCCUGCUAUGGAGAGUGUGUGGUCAACAUUACAGGAGCUGCUGAUAUUGCGGUCAGCUUCGUUAUUCCCAUUACUGUCAUCAUUGUUUUGUACAUGAGAGUAUUCGUAGUGGCUUUGUCUCAAGCACGAGCAAUGAGGUCCCACAUUGCAACUGUCUCACUCAAGCAUUCCAAGAUUGUUAAAGUUAAGAAAUCUGAGAUUAAAGCUGCCAGGACGCUUGGUGUUCUCGUAGUUGUGUAUUUGAUGUGUUACUGUCCUUAUUACUGCGUCAGUCUCUCAGGCCAAAAUAUCUUGCUAGGAUCAAUUGAGGGCUUUAUGAUUUUUCUGAUUUAUUUUAAUUCCUGCCUAAACCCAAUCAUCUAUGCUCUUUUCUACCCCUGGUUUAAAAAAACUAUUAGACUUAUUGUUACAUUUCAGAUACUGCAGCCUGGCUCCUGUGAGGCCCAGAUACUGUAA
This is a messenger RNA of Sander lucioperca (pikeperch), 975 nucleotides long. Its product is annotated as trace amine-associated receptor 6-like. Gene Ontology annotation, cellular component: membrane. Gene Ontology annotation, molecular function: trace-amine receptor activity. The transcript is spliced from 2 exons. The coding region runs from base 1 to 975 and encodes 324 amino acids. Gene Ontology annotation, biological process: G protein-coupled receptor signaling pathway. Lineage: Eukaryota; Metazoa; Chordata; Actinopteri; Perciformes; Percidae. The record is from RefSeq and is a predicted model, not a curated record.